GGUGCCUGCGUCCCUGCUGGCGCUCUUGUUGUGAUUGACGGAGAGUCAUGCUGAACUUUCGCUUUGCUUUCUGCCGUCUCCAUUAUGUUUUGAAUGCGUAAAGGACGAUGUCAGAAAUACUGAUGAAGGAAAUGGAGAGUCUGUCGAUCGGCCCCGUGAAGCCAGAGCAGGGGGACGGGCCCCGGAGCUUCCUGCUGGUGGACGAACAGGAAAACCUGAAGGUGCAGAAUGAGGCUGAGUUCGUGGAGCUGCUCGGCUGCGCGGACGUGGCCGGGGUCAAGGUGCUCUCCAUCUUUGGCAACACCGGCGACGGCAAGUCCCACACGCUCAACCACAUCCUGUUCGGGGGCGAGAGCGUGUUCAGCACCUCCAUGUCGCCCAGCUCCUGCACGGUGGGGGUGUGGGCCGCCUACGACCCCUCUCUGGGCCUGAUCGCUCUGGAUACGGAGGGCCUGUUGGGAGCGGCGGCCAAUCAGAACCAGAGAAUGCGUCUCCUUCUCAAGGUUCUGGCCGUGUCCGACAUCGUGGUCUACCGCACCCGGGCCGAGCGCCUGCACAACGACAUGUUCCACUUCCUGAGCAGCGCGUCCAGGGCCUACCUGAAGCACUUCACCCGGGAGCUGAAGGCCCUGUCCAGUCGCUGUGGUCUGGACGUGCCCCUGUCCUCCCUCGGGCCUGCCGUCGUCGUCUUUCAGGAGACUACGCACACCCAGCUGCUGGGCCACGAUUCGAAGGGGCCCGGUUACGCUGACACCCUCCUUCAGAAGCGCUUCCAUGACCUGGGUCUGGGAACGGAGGCCUUCAGCUCGGUCCAGUAUGUCGGCACCCAGACCGUCACGCCCCCCACGGACUACGGCAAGCUGCUGGAGGCCGUCAGGCAGCAAGUGAGCAACACUCACACUCGCUCCCCCCGCCAGCCCGGGAUAGUGUUUCACGCUCUGGAGGCUCUGAGCGAGCGUUUCUGCGGGGAGCUUUUAGACGAUAAGAUGACGCUGUACUCCUUCUUCCCUGACGAGUACUUCACCUGCUCCUCCGUGUGCCUCAGCUGCAACAUCCGCUGUAAAAACGGCAUGAACCAUCUAAGAGACCGGGUCCCCCACAUGGCUGACGGACUCUGCCAGUUCGCACACCAGUACAACAACAAGGUCCUCAUCUGUAAGCGCUGCUAUGAAGGAGGCAGGGAGGUGAUCGUCGUGCCCAAAACCUCCGCUUCCUCUGACAACCAGUGGUUUGGACUGGCCAAAUACGCCUGGUCGGGGUAUGUGUUGGAGUGCGCCAGCUGCGGCGUAAUCUACAGGAGCAGGCAGUACUGGAUGGGCAACCAGGACCCUGAGAGCGGCGUGGUGCGCUCCGAGGUCAAACACGUCUGGGAGGAUGCCGACACCUUCCUGACCAACCACCAGAACGCUGCGCAGAGGGUUCUGGACGGGAUGAACUACGUGAUCCAGUCGGUGUCGGAGUACGGCACGGGCCCCACCAAAGCGGUCACCGCCUGGCUCACCGACCAGGUGGCUCCUCCGUACUGGAGGCCCAACGCAGAGAUCACCGCCUGCCACGGGUGUCAGAAGGAGUUUGAGGAGGUGGAGAGGAAGCAUCACUGUCGAUCGUGCGGCGAGGGUUUCUGCCAUCCCUGCUCCAGCCACAGGAUGCCUGUGCCAGAGAGGGGCUGGGGCAGCAGCCCCGUGCGGGUGUGUAAGGCCUGCUACAGGCAGGGAGGACCCCCGGACACCAACAGCCAGGUGUGCAAAGUGGAGCCUCGGGGUCUGAUAGCUCGCAGGGUGACGGAGGUGGCCCAGUCUACGGUGGACAUGGUCUCCACAGCCUUGGACUACCCGCGCUCUUUCGUGAAGGACGUGGCGCGGCCGGACUACUGGGUGCCGGACCACGACAUCACCCAGUGCCACCAGUGCUCGAGGACCUUCACCCCAGCCGUGUCCAAGCACCACUGCAGGGCCUGCGGGCAGGGGGUGUGCGGCCCCUGCUCCUCCCACAUAAAGCCGGUGCCCUCCCGGGGCUGGGACCACCCGGUCCGGGUGUGCGACGGCUGCUUCGCCCGCACCGACGCCCUGUGACCACGGCGCUCGGAGAGACUUGGCGGUCUUCCUCGCAUCGGUGCCGCUCAGCGACGCCGGCGCUCCAGGACACGGCACAGGAUGGACCCGACAGCGCUGGGGUUAAACUUGGAAGCAGUCGGCGCUGAUAAAACAUCUACUUUCACCCUCUGCCUUUACUUUGCAAACUGGUUCUGUGUCGGUCGCCAGACGUACAAUCCAGCCACAGGUCGCUUUUCCUGCAGCCCUUCCCCCGUCAGUCCCACGGCUCUGAGCCCAACCGGGUAGGAAACGAGCUGGACGCUGUCCGUUUAACGGGCUGCUUUUAAAACGGAAGGCAUCCGUCUCCUCGGUUCUCAUCAAAUCGCAACAGAACUUAAACUCUCUACUGCACUUUAGACGAUUGUUUUCCCCCUUCCUGCAGCGGGCUGAUCGUCCUCACCUGGAAUUAGAGACAAGCUGGAAUAACGUCAACGGGAUAUUUAAUGGUUAGAUUCCCUAAGCCAUUGAAAGCAUCUUCUCGUUCUCUUGUUUGAUUUUUUUUUUGCACAGCCUCUAGGAGAGCAGGGAUUGUGUUUUUAAAACCUUUGAGUUAAAAAACUAGCGGCUGUUCUUAAGGGGGGGAAAGGCUGACCUGCAGCUGCAUGUGCCUUCAUGGGUAUAUUACUACUCACUUCAACAUAUCAUUUAAUUAUGGAGUUUAUAUUCACUUGCAGCCUUGAUCAUCAAACUAAUUUGCAGUCGUUUGCUACGUUGUGAAAGGGACGAGAGCGAAAUCAAUAUCUCGGGACAUUUCGACAUUCCAGCGGGUUAAAAGCCGCGGAGUGCCAGGGUAGAUUUACUUCUCCUCAGAAAGCUGCACUAAACCAGAGAGGCUGGUCUUUUAACCACAUGUAAAUGUAACAAUGACUUUACAAGUUUGACUGGAAAAUUAUAGCAUUUCUGUGUCACAGGUUCAUGCUUUAGUUUUUUUUUCUCUGUGUAAAAAAUAAAUAAAUAAGAAAUACAGUUUUUAUUCAAUUCUGGCAAUUGAAACUCUUGACUUUGAUUAUAAAUAGAAUAGCAUUGACCAAAUAAAGACAAAAUCGUCUUUCUU
This is a messenger RNA of Fundulus heteroclitus (mummichog), 3147 nucleotides long. RefSeq names its product zinc finger FYVE domain-containing protein 1. The record is from RefSeq and is a predicted model, not a curated record. The transcript is spliced from 12 exons. NCBI's taxonomy places the organism in Eukaryota, Metazoa, Chordata, Actinopteri, Cyprinodontiformes, Fundulidae. The coding region runs from base 108 to 2072 and encodes 654 amino acids. Gene Ontology annotation, molecular function: metal ion binding.